AUGAAUGAAACCCUGUUCCGCUCGGAACCCAGGUUGGUACCUUCUUUUGAAGAGCCUUAUUCGGCUGAAUCAGCAGAUUGGAAAGGCGGUGAUCCAGCUGCUAAGCUAGAGGACAUCGUAGGACGGUAUUCGUGGACGGAUGAGCGAUUGGACCGCCUACAGGACAGUUACUGGACAGAUGCGACCAAGACCGGAGAUCUGAUCGGUCGCUCCCCGCUGCAGGCAGCUGUGAUUUGCUGCUGUGUAUAUUCUCGCAUCCCUCUUACUACAGAAAUUUCCGAGGCAUCAUUAGCCAAUUCGGAAUAUCUAAUAGUCCACCCCGGGUCAACCCUCAGUACAUCCCUUCCUGUCAGAUUCACUAAGUUGAAAGUAGUUGUAUCAGCACAUAGAGGAAUGGCCCUUUCGAGGAGUCUUGUUACUGGCCCGCUUAGCCCUAUGUAUCCUCGCAAUGCUAUUUCUGUAUACCAUCCCUUUUCCAUUGAUUCAGUAUCUCCCUUGCUUGCCUCCGCUCAAAGGAUAGGCUCAUGGUAUAAGUCGAGUAGCAGAACGAAGAAAGGGAGUGAACUCAAAGCCAGGAAAAAGAGCAUUUCGGACAAGGUUCUACCGAAAGACGAAAAGAAGCGUCCUCCCUCCCACUGGGGCAGAGCCCGUAGUGAAGGCUUGCCUAAUUCUCUUGGUUGA
Dovyalis caffra is the source of this 681-nucleotide messenger RNA. Lineage: Eukaryota; Viridiplantae; Streptophyta; Magnoliopsida; Malpighiales; Salicaceae. The record is from the annotation of a GenBank genome assembly.